CCGUUGAGGAGAUUCGUUGGGACAAAGGGUCCGUCGCUGAUGCUUUUGAUGUCCGUGAUCGCUGGAGAAUUUGGGCAAAUGAAGUUGCCGUCUGGAUUUGCUUAGCGUCUCCGAGAGGUUCUUUUACGGAUACCCUUUUGGCGUUCGUGGGUAGAAAUCACGGGACUUGGAUGUGUUGAGACUGUUGGAAGGAGUGAUUAGCGACGGCUGGUCUUUGAAGAAAUGGAAAAUGGGAAUGAACUGUCUUCGUCCUCGUCUUAUUUGUCGAACGGGUCUACCGAUCACGACGCGUUGGCUCCGGCCAUCAAUCUAGAGUCGGGCUAUAACCCUGAUCUUCUGAGCUUGAGCAAGCUCGCCGAUAGUCUCGACAAGCUACUGGUUGAUGACAAUUACAACUACAGUGACGUGGAAAUAGUGGUCGAGGGCAUCUCUGUGGGAGUCCACAGGUGCUUGUUGGCAGCUCGGAGUCGGUUUUUUCACGAGCUUUUCAAGGAGGGAAAUGGAGAUAAUGCAAGGGAAGGAAAACCGAGGUAUCUCUUGUCGGAGUUGGUAAGCAAUGGUCAUGUUGGAUUUGAGGCUUUUAAUCUUUUGUUGAGUUACAUGUACACGGGAAGGCUCAAGGUAUUUCCAGUGGAGGUGUCGACAUGCAUGGACAGCCGUUGCGAGCAUGACGCGUGCCUCCCUGCUAUUAAGUAUGCCGUGGAGUUGAUGUAUGCCUCGGCCACUUUUCAGAUAACAGAGUUUGUGAUGCUUAUUCAGCGUCGUCUUUUCUACUUUGUCGAGAAGGCCGCGGCGGAAGAUGUCAUCCCCAUACUGGUGGUUGCUUUCGACUUCCAGUUGAACAAUCUUCUCUUAUUCUGCAUCGAAAAAGUUGCAAGAUCUGAUAUGGACAGUAUUGUGUUAGAAAAAAUGCUUCCUCUCGAGAUGUACGCUAAAAUAAAAGUACAACGUAACGGAUUUGGUGAGGCUGCUAAACCAAUGGUAACUGAAGUGGAUCCCUUGCUGGAAAAGAGAAUCAAGCAGAUCCACAGAGCUUUGGACUCUGAUGACGUCGAAUUGGUCAGGCGGCUCCUAAGUGAAUCGAAAGUCACUCUAAAUGAUGCUUUUGCUCUUCACUAUGCCACUGCUUACUGUGAUCCCAAGGUUUUCAAGGAGGUGCUUGGUCUAGGACUUGCCAAUCUUAAGCUCAAGGAUUCUCGAGGAUACACAGUACUUCAUGUGGCUGCGAGGCGAAAGGCGCCGAAUAUUUUAAUACCUCUGCUGAAUAAGGGUGCCUGUGCAAUGGAAAGCACGCCAGAUGGUCAAACAGCUGUUACAAUUUGUCGGAGAUCGACGAGGCCCAAGGAUUAUAACCAGGAGACAAAACAGGGGCAGGAAUCUAACAAAGACCGAAUAUGCAUUGAUGUCCUUGAAAGGGAGAUGCAACGUAUUUCAGAGGCUGGGUACAUGUCUAAUUACAAGUCAGUUUCAACAGAUGCAACACAUGAUGACAUUAUGAGGCUUGAGUACCUGGUUAGCAGAGUGGCAUUUGCAGGGACGUUUUUUCCUGCUGAAGCCAAGCUAGCUAUGGAGAUUGCAGAUGCAGAGUGGACCUCAUUGUAUAAAGGUUUAGCAUCAAAAAGCUUACAUGGGAAUUUCAAGGAGGUUGAUUUGAAUGAAGCCCCUGCUUUCCAUGCUAACGGACUCCAAUUGAAGCUUCAAGCACUGCGUAAAACAGUGGAAAUGGGUCGUCGCUAUUUCCCUCAUUGCUCUGAAGUUCUCGACAACUUUCUGGAUGAGGUUCCCGAUGAUUUCUUCCUUGAAAAAGGCACAGCUGAAGAGAAGAGAAGUAAAAAGAUGCGUUUCAUGGAACUGAAGGAUGAGGUCCAGAAGGCCGUUUGCAAGGACAUGGCCGAGAACAAGAGAUCCGGUCGGUUCCCCGCUUCGUCAUCCUCAUGUUCUCCGAGACAAAGGAACAAGAAAAAGUGAACUUCUCUUGCUGGUACAUCCUCAGAAUUUGCAAGAAUUUGAGUGGAGAGAGAGCAUUCAUUUGGAAGAGCGAAAGUCUUUGCCUGUGUGGAAACGCGAUAACUCCAAACAUACCUCGCAAUACAGUGCUUGCCCUGUAAAUUAUGUAGGAAAUGUCAAUGACUGGAGAAGAGAAAUAGUGAUUCUAGCCAUUGUCCUCAUAUGAACCAAAUUACAUCAGAAAAGGAUGUAGUCCAUGUCCUCCAUGGAUUGGCAUUUCGGAUGUGUUGUUACUUGUAAUAAGAAUUCGUGGGAUGUUCUGUACUAAUAAAUACUUUCAGGUCGAGGUGUAGAUGAAUCAUAUGGAACUUUGAUCA
Messenger RNA from Syzygium oleosum, 2324 nucleotides. Its product is annotated as BTB/POZ domain and ankyrin repeat-containing protein NPR1-like. Gene Ontology annotation, cellular component: nucleus. The coding region runs from base 223 to 1968 and encodes 581 amino acids. NCBI's taxonomy places the organism in Eukaryota, Viridiplantae, Streptophyta, Magnoliopsida, Myrtales, Myrtaceae. Gene Ontology annotation, biological process: regulation of salicylic acid mediated signaling pathway; regulation of jasmonic acid mediated signaling pathway; defense response to fungus. The record is from RefSeq and is a predicted model, not a curated record. Gene Ontology annotation, molecular function: protein binding. The transcript has 4 exons.